This is a messenger RNA of Paramisgurnus dabryanus, 3755 nucleotides long. The record is from RefSeq and is a predicted model, not a curated record. NCBI's taxonomy places the organism in Eukaryota, Metazoa, Chordata, Actinopteri, Cypriniformes, Cobitidae.
GUGAACAGCAGCUUAUUUACUCACUCACAGACGGAAAUCAAAAUUCUGUUUAACCUGUAGAAAGGACAACAUUUUAUGAAAACACAACACAGACUUUGCAGGGGAAAAAUAUUGACGUAAUAAGCCUUAAAAAUGAGCCUCUAUGAAGAGGGAAAGGACGGUGUACAGUACCACAAAACACAAUGUUCAGAGCUCAGCUGUGUGUCUUUGAAGAGUAGAGAAUCCAUUGUUCAGCCUCCUAAUCUUAAUAAUGGAGCGAUGACCUCUGACCCCAUAGAGGAGAAAGAUUAUACCAGCAACUCUGUGAAAUCCCAUCUGACAUGCACUGCUUUAAUGGAGACCUUCUUCAGACAAGAGAGACUCAAAGAUACUCACAAAUCCAUCUUAAAGAACAAAUAUGAGAACUUAUUUGAGGGAAUCAAACUACAGAAGAACAAAACCCUCCUGAACAGAAUUUACACACAACUGUACAUCAUAGAGGGAGAGAGUGGAGGAGUGAAUGAAGAACAUGAGGUUUUACAGAUGGAGAAAACACCCAGAACACAACAAUUACAAGAAACAAGAAUCUACUGCAAUGACAUCUUUAAACCUUUACCUGAAUCAGAAUUCAAAACAGAGAAGAGAAGAGAGAAGAAGACAAAAAUAAAGAGCGUUCUUACUCAAGGCAUCGCUGGAAUUGGAAAAACCGUCUCUGUGCAGAAGUUCAUUCUGGAUUGGGCUGAAGGAAAAACAAAUCAAGAUAUAGACUUCAUGUUUGUGCUUCCAUUUAGAGAGCUGAACUUGAUUCAAGAUGAUCAGUACAGUCUUCACAAACUUCUGCUUGACUUUCAUCCUGAACUUCAAGAUCUGGACUCAAAGGUUUAUGGUGAGUGUAAAGUUGUGUUCAUCUUUGAUGGUCUGGAUGAAAGCAGAAUAACACUGAUGUUUUCUCACAAUGAGAAAGUUUCUGAUGUAACUCAGGCUUCAUCAGUGGGUGUGUUGAUGUCAAACCUGAUCAAAGGAGAUCUGCUUCCCUCUGCUCACAUCUGGAUCACCUCCAGACCAGCAGCAGCCAGUCAGAUCCCAUCUAAAUACAUCAACCGUCUGACAGAAAUCCAGGGAUUCGAUGACGCUCAGAAGGAGGAAUAUUUCAGGAAGAGAAUAAAUGAUGAACAUCAAGCCAGCAGAAUCAUCUCACACAUUAAAAAAACAAGAAGUCUCCACAUCAUGUGUCACAUACCAGUCUUCUGCUGGAUUUCAUCCACUGUGCUUCAAAACAUCCUUAAACAAGAUCACACAACAGAAAUCCCCAAAACUCUGACUGAAAUGUACAUCCACUUCCUGCUGAUUCAGAUGAAUAUGAAGAAUGAGAAGUAUGAUGAGAGAGAUCCACAGAAACUCUUGCAGUCCAACAGAGAAAUGAUUGUCAAACUGUCUGAACUAGCUUUCAAACAGCUGAUGAAGAGUAAUGUGAUGUUUUAUGAGGAGGAGCUGAGAGAUUGUGGGAUAGACAUCACUGACGCCUCAGUGUAUUCUGGGAUCUGUACUGAGAUCUUUAAAGAGGAAUCUGUGAUUCAUCAGAGGAAAAUUUACUGCUUCAUACAUCUCAGCUUUCAGGAGUUUCUGGCUGCUUUCUAUGUGUUUUAUUCCCAUUUAACUAAGAACACACAAUCACUGCAGUUGUUUCUUAGAUAUAAAGAUGUAAGGUAUAAGAGUGAGGACAGCUCUUUGUUUGAGUUACUAACAUCAGCAGUUUAUAAAAGCCUUAGGUAUGAAAAUGGAUAUCUGGAUCUUUUCUUGCGAUGCCUGCUGGGCAUCUCACUGGAAUCCAAUCAGAGACUCUUACAGGAUUUACUGCCACACACAGAGGACAGUUCGGAGAGCAUCAAGAAAACCACAAAUUACAUUAAAGACAAAAUCAAUGAUGAUUAUUGUCGGUUACCCAACAGAUCUAUCAGUCUGCUCCUCUGUCUGCUUGAAAUGAAGGUUCAGUCUCUGCACAGACAGAUUCAUGAGUUUUUGCCAUCACAGACACUCUCUGCUGCUCACUGUUCAGCAAUAGCCUACAUGAUUCAAAUGUCUGAGGAAGUGCUAGAUGAGCUGGACCUCAAGAAAUACAACACAACAAGUGAGGGAAUAAGAAGACUUGUACCAGCUGUGAUUAACUGCAGAAAAGCUCUACUUGCAGGCUGUAGUCUCACUGAUGAAUGCUGUCAAAGUUUGGCUUCAGCUCUAGAAACAUUCAACUCCCCCCUAAGGGAGCUGGACCUGAGUUAUAAUAAAUUUGAGGAUUUCAGAGUCAACAAUCGACACUAUCAGCUGGGAAAUCUGAGACUGGGGCUGCUCUUUGGUGGACUGAAAAAUUCAAACUGUAAACUGGAGAUUCUGAGAUUGUCCAGCUGUAAUCUAAAUGAUCAUUCCUGUGAAGGCUUGGCUUCAGCUCUAAAAUCCUCAAACUCUUCCCUGAAAGAACUGGACUUGAGUAACAAUGACCUUUGGGAUUCAGGAGUGAAGCUCAUCUCUAAAGGACUGAAGAGCCCAAACUGUCAGCUGGAGAUUCUGAGAUUAUCUGGCUGUAUGGUGUCAGAGGAAGGUUUUAUUGCUCUUGCUUUAGCCUUAAGAUCAAACCCAUCACACCUGAAAGAGUUGGAUCUUAGCUACAAUCACCCAGGAGAUUCAGACUCAGUAAAGCAGCUCUCUGAUCUGUUGGUGGAUCCACACUGUAAACUGGAGAUACUCAAUGUGCCUCAUGCUGGACAGGUCAUGAUCACAACAGGACUACCCAAGUAUGCCUGUGAUCUCACACUGGAUCCAAACACAGUAAAUCCUCAUCUCCGUCUGUCUGAGGAGAACAGGAAGGUGACACGUUUGGAAAAGGAGCGAGAGUCAUAUCCCGAUCAUCCAGAGAGAUUUGAUUAUUGGCCUCAGGUUAUGUGUAAAGAGAUUCUGACUGAACGCUGUUAUUGGGAGGUUGAAUGGAGUGGCUGGAGAGGUGCUGUUAUAUCAGUGAUGGGUAAAGAAAUCAGCCGAAGGGGAGCAGAUGAUGGAUGUAGAUUUGGGUUCAAUGAAAAGUCCUGGAGUCUUGACUGCUCCGAUAACAUAUUCACUGUUUGGCACAAUAAAAACAGCACUGAUGUUGACUCUCCUUUAACCGCUUCUAAAAGAGUAGGAGUGUAUCUGGAUUGUCCGGCCGGCACUCUGUCUUUCUACAGCGUCUCGAGGAAACUCACACACUUACACACAUUUAACUUCACAUUCACAGAACCACUGUGUGCUGGAUUCAGGAUUUAUACUGACUCCUCUGUGUCUCUGUGCUGUACUAAACAGCCUUCAAACAAAACACAAGGGUCCAGAUUUAUAAGUUUUGGAAAAAAGCAAGAUGAUGAUUCUGCACUGAAUGCAUCAAUGCUUAUUUGAUUACAGAAAAAACAUGUUUGAAAUAUUUAAAAGACAAAACAAAACAAAACAAAACGCUUACGAACACAAACACACACACACCUUGCACAAAAAUAUUUAUUUAUCCUUUUCAUUUCAUUUGUGUUUACACACAAAUGACAAAUUUUUAUAUUUUUGUGGUACAUGUGUGUUUGUGUAAGGGAAUUUAUAUUCAUUCUCAGGGGCGCAGUGGGGGGGGGGUUAGGAUGACCCCCUUAAACUGAGCCCUCUUAGCUCCGCCCCAUCUUUACUAAAGCAAUAAGUCCCAAGAAGCAGUGCAUUUUAUAACAGCUAAGGGGCAUUGUUAGGCACGAACAUUGCUUAUCUAGGGGCAUUGCUUA